Messenger RNA from Thlaspi arvense, 450 nucleotides. Lineage: Eukaryota; Viridiplantae; Streptophyta; Magnoliopsida; Brassicales; Brassicaceae. The record is from the annotation of a GenBank genome assembly.
AUGGAGCUUCUCUCAGCUGAUGGAGUGCCUUUCCACAAGUCUUGCUUCAAGUGCUCUCACUGCAAAAGCACGCUUCAACUGAGCAAUUAUUCAUCAAUGGAAGGUGUGUUGUACUGUAAGCCUCAUUUUGAGCAGCUCUUCAAGGAGACUGGUAGUUUCAACAAGAACUUUCAGUCACGUAUGUACACCUCUUGCUUUUUCUUCACCUUUUCUUUGUUACCUUUUGAUCAAACUCUUACUUGUGGUCUCACUUUGAUUUCAAUCUUCAAACUUUCUUUCGUCUUUAAAGCUGCAAAGCCAUUGUCUGACAAGCUAACCCCUGAGCUGACAAGGACACCUAGUCGACUUGCUGGAAUGUUCUCUGGAACGCAAGACAAAUGUGCUACUUGCAGUAAAACGGUGUAUCCUAUCGAAAAGGUUAAGCUUGAUGAUACCACUUUCACUCUGUGA